AUGCAUGCCACGGUUGACGGUCCAACUUCCUCGCACGUCCGCUCUGUCCGCAUCUCCUCCCCCGCGGUCUCCAGCUCCCCCAAUGAACACGGACCUUCCCCUCUCCGCCGUCUAAAGUCCAAAUCGUCUCUUUGGAGUAUCGGCAGCAGCAAUCAAGACGACGACCCUUUCGAAGAGCCUACCAGCGCCGAGAAGAAUUCCAAGCCGAGCAUCUUUCGUCGCUUAUCGCCCGCCCUCGCGGCUCGGGUGAAGCUAUUGGACGGCAGCUCCAAAAACAAUAACAACCGCAACGCCGGCACGGUUGGUCGGAUCCCGGAGGAGCAUUUGAAGGAGCUGGAUAACUUGCACCAGGACCUGUCCAUCAAAGUUGAAAGGAGAGGCCAAGCGUGGGCUGGCCAGGUGCCCACAACACCGGACGAAACACCGACUCAAAAGCGCACCGCGUCGAACAGGCUAGAGCUACCCAGCCUUGAUCUCCUUCAGAAAGUCUCCGACGCGCGCGCGGAGGGCUCAGAAUACACCGACGUGGUUGUCGACCUCCCAGAGCCACCUGUUCUCGCCGCUACUUCUCCUUCCCCUCCCCCUCCGCCUCCGCCUCCGGUGACUGUUCCUGAUCCACCGAACAGCCCACCACCGACGUCCAUGUCUCUGGGUGCUGGUACGGAAUCAGAAGCUCUAUCUGGAAAUGAUGGGGCACAGGAUACGCGUACCGACUUUGAGAAAUAUGUUGAUGACACUAAGCGCAGCGAGGAGCAGUCCGCUCCUUCUCCCCCACCAAAAGACUCCCCUCGCGGCCACACUUAUAGCCUCUCCUCUUCCUCCAACCCACAGUCAUAUUUCAAUGCGACGAGUUCACAGCGCCCCGAGUCUAUAUACUCUUUCUCCCGCGCCUCCUUCAGCAACCAACUCUCCCAGCUUACCUCCAUACCACUCCCCCAACCUGCGGCGCUCGAAACGAGUAUAACGAAUAUACAAACCGCGCUUCUAGCGGUCCGCGCACUGAACGGCCACGCAGACCAAAUCCAAUUCUGGAUCAGGAAAGCAUUCGAUGUACUCAGUGGGCUGGAUUCAGAGGAUGAUGUGGAGUGGGCGGCAGCGGGUGGUCGAGAGGGCCUCGAGGGGGUGGACAAAGCUAUCACUCGAUUUGAGUCUUUGGUCAACGUCUAUGUGAGCGCUAUCGAGAACGUGCAGCUCCGAGACGACGUCGCCACUGUCGACAACGAGAACUUGAAGACUAUCGUCAGUCAGAUGGAUAGCAUUUUGCAAAAUUGGUCGCAAAUCAAGAGCAAGCUCAGAGGUGUAAAACAACAAGUAGAGUUGGCCAUGGAGUGGGAAGAACUUUGGUCCAAUGUACUUGGCGAUGUGGGUAUGGAGAUUGACAACCUCAGUGGAACGAUUUUCGAGAUGGAGGAGAAGCGACACGAGGCUCUAAUGGGCAACGGUCCUGAAGCGACAGGCGGCGUUGACAUCAACGAGCUUGAGACAAUAGUCGAAGAAUCCCCGUCCAAAGGGCGAUCGCACUCCCACAAUCGGAUGAGUCUCGGUGCUAUCAUGGCGAGCGCUUCUAAUACGCCCAUCAUCAAGACCCCUCAGGAUGACUCCACCUCCAAUCUCAUGGCUCUAUUUGCGCGCAUGCAGCCUCUUCGUGCCUCCCUGGAUUUCUUGCCAAUGCGACUGUCUAUGUUUCAGUCCCGAGCUAACAAGAUUUUCCCAAGCGCCUGCGAUGAGCUGGAUGACCGACGAGAACGUCUAGAGAAGAGCUUCCAGGUUCUACAGACUGACUCCGAGGCGCUACAAAAAGAACUUGGCGAGGACAAGUGGAUCAUGGUGUUCCGCAAUGCGGGAAGUCAGGCGCAGAAGAUGUUUGAAUCUGUGGAGCGCAGUCUUUCUAAACUCCAAGAAGGAUUGGAGACAAACGCGCCGGUCAACGAUCCUGCGACGUUUGUCAAGCGAAUGGAUACCUAUGAGACAAAGAAGAUGCACUAUCUGCCUGCGAUUGAGCGCGUGAUAACAAUUAUUCAAAAGGGUAUCAAUGACCGUCUGACCCUGAAUGGUGAGGUCCUGCGGCUGCUGUCUGAUAUGAAAUCACGAACGGAUGCUCUCAAGGCCAGUGUUAAGGUGAUGGAUGCGUCUCUGGAAGACGUCCAGAUUGCCAGAGGUCCACAGCUACGUGAUUCCAUAUCCAGUAUAGUCACAGUGGAUAGCCCAGCUGCGGGUAGUGCCAUCGACACCCCCGGAAGUUCACCUGCAUCAUCUGUCGUUCUUGGGGGCAGUUCAUAUAAAACACCGAUGGGUGGUUCAAGUCGCCGCGAAAGUUCCGUCGGCAGCGCCACGACACGCUCAACUAUGUCCAACGUUCGAAGGUUUUCAGGUCUACCACAGCCGCAAACUACGGGACGUAAGUCUGCUAUUCCCGUCCCUUCAGGCAUGGGCUCUCCGCCACCGUCCAAGCACAGCUAUGCAACCACCCCGACUCCAGCAAGUCGCAGAUUGUCUCGCACUCCGCAGCCACCGUCCACGAUUCCCAACCGCCCGCGGUGGAAUCCUAGUUUUAAUACGCGGGACGUGGAUACUGGUCACUACUUUGAACCCAAUCCUACCGGCUAUCGAAACUCAUCUGCUCCAAUGCGCACACCCCGGCCAUCAUCGACUAUGGCAUUCCGACGCGAUAUGUCUGCCUCUCCAGCUCCUGGUGCUGGACCUGGCGGUCGCUCAAUCAGUCGUCUUUCCAGUCGUCUGGCCUCCUCAUCCCGAAGUCCUUCACGGAAUAUUUCCUCUCCUACCCCCGCCAAGUCCUCACUCCUCGACCCACCUCCCUACAGCCGACUUCGUCGAACCUCCGGUGUCUCCAAUACUUCCGGCAUGUCAAACACACCACGCAGUCGGCAAAGUUACGCCGGAGUGAGCUCCUUCAGCCGCAGUGUAUCGUCGGCCCAAGAAACAAUGGACAGUCCGACUAAGUCCACCCGUCCCGGUACUGCGUUAGGCCAUUCCGGAAACAAGCGCAUGAGUUUGCUACCCUUGCCGACGCCGAAGGAACGCACCGCUGCACAGAAGAGGCUUGAUGCACGACCGCCAUGGCGAGCAUGA
Penicillium waksmanii is the source of this 3090-nucleotide messenger RNA. RefSeq names its product KAR9 family protein. The coding region runs from base 1 to 3090 and encodes 1029 amino acids. Gene Ontology annotation, cellular component: cell cortex; mating projection tip; spindle pole body. Gene Ontology annotation, biological process: establishment of spindle localization; mitotic spindle orientation checkpoint signaling; nuclear migration along microtubule. NCBI's taxonomy places the organism in Eukaryota, Fungi, Ascomycota, Eurotiomycetes, Eurotiales, Aspergillaceae. The record is from RefSeq and is a predicted model, not a curated record. The transcript has 3 exons.